Molecule: messenger RNA, 3140 nt
Organism: Pteronotus mesoamericanus
Lineage: Eukaryota; Metazoa; Chordata; Mammalia; Chiroptera; Mormoopidae
Gene: NXPE3
Product: neurexophilin and PC-esterase domain family member 3
Exons: 8
Coding region: 669-2348 (559 amino acids)
Source: RefSeq, a predicted model, not a curated record
GUAGCGGGGUCCGGAAGCGGGGUCCUGGCAUCCCGGCAUAGCGGCGACUGAUCUGGGCAUCAGUGUGUCCAGCUGCGGGGGGCAGGCCAGACCUGGAGGUGCAGCCGCGGGCGCAGCACUGCGGAGCCAGACCUCGGGACGGUGGGACAGCCGCUGGGACACCCUCCACCUCCUCAGGGCCAUCUCGCGUACCAUCGCUUCUCUGCUCACCAAUAUGUUGGACAGCUCUGGCCUCGCUGACAUAUGAUUCAAGACGUACGGGGGGAAACGAGUGUGACCUUACCAGCAAGAAUAAUGGUAUAAAAAUGGAAAAAAAAACCCCUCAACAUAUGCUUUGAAUGUGGCAAGAAAAGAAUAAGGGCUGCUGUCAAGAUUGCUUGAGGUCAGGACUUUACAUGGGAAAGAAGUUAGAUGUACACUUCAUUCUAAUAAGCUUCUCUUCUUGGGAACUGGAAAUUUCCAAAAAAAAGGAGUCCAUUGAAGAAAAAUGUGCUUCUUAAAUCAAUCCCAGCUUCUCCUCUAUACAAAGAACUCUUCAAGAUGCUAACAGGGGAAGAAAGCAAAUUAAACUGAAAGCUCACCUGCAGCUCAGGAAAACAAAGACAUGGAGUUUUGAGGAGUGAAGGUAGCGUGGUGUCAGCCAUGGAUGAUCAAGACACAGCCAGAUAAUGGGGAUCAGUUUCUUAAAACUACGGCCUUUGUGCUGUCUGCUUGCAAUGGUGAUGGUGGUGGUGCUGGUCAUCAACGUUACUCAGGUAGAGUACUUGGACCAUGAGACUGUCUCGGCCACAUUUAUCGACAGUAGCGGACAGUUUGUUUCAUCCCAGGUAAUAGGUACUGGCCGGAAUCCCUACUGUGGCUAUGAGCACCAGACUCUGUCCAGCCAGGAGCGCAUGGAGGAGGACUCCUUGCUGGCUGCCUUACAGUGGCAAGUGCCUGAUGUGGGCCCUGUUCCCUUUUUGAAGAGCAGUGACCCGUCUUCCAGCUACUUUGUCAUCUUGAACUCUGCAGCCUUCUUCAAGGUGGGAAGCCAGCUAGAAGUGCUGGUUCACAUACAGGAUUUUCAAAGAAAGCCCAAGAAGUAUGGUGGAGACUACCUGCAGGCCAGAAUUCACUCCCCUGAGCUGCAGGCAGGGGCUGUGGGCAGAGUGGUAGACUACCGGAAUGGGUUUUACAAGGUCUUUUUCACUUUGCUAUGGCCAGGCAAAGUUAAAGUGUCCAUAUCUCUGGUCCACCCCAGUGAAGGGAUCAGAGUUCUUCAUCACUUACAGGAAGAAAAACCAGACAGGGUCUAUUUCAAGAGUCUCUUUCGUUCAGGAAGAAUUUCUGAAACUACUGAGUGCAACUUGUGUCUUCCUAGGAGUCUUCCCCUCUGUAACUUUACAGAUCUCUAUACUGGAGAACCCUGGUUCUGCUUCAAACCAAAGAAGCUCCCUUGCAGCAGCAGAAUUAACCAUUUCAAAGGUGGAUACCUGAAGGGCCUCCUAACUACUGCAGAGGCUGCUUUCUUCCAGAGUGGUGUCAAUAUCAAAAUGCCAGUCAACUCCAGUGGACCUGAUUGGGUGACUGUAAUUCCCAGGAGAAUGAAAGAAACUAGCAACCUAGAACUAUCUCAAGGCUCAGGAACUUUUCCUUCCGGGUAUUAUUACAAAGAUCAGUGGAGGCCUACGAACUUUAAGAUACGCCAGUUUAAUGACCCCGACAACAUUACAGAAUGCUUACAAAAAAAAGUGGUGUAUUUAUUUGGAGACUCAACAAUCAGGCAAUGGUUUGAAUACCUAACUGCAUUUGUUCCAGAUUUAGUGGAGUUUAACUUGGGCAGUCCCAAGAAUGUGGGUCCCUUCCUUGCGGUGGACCAGAAGCACAACAUCCUGCUCAAGUACCGCUGCCAUGGUCCACCCAUCCGCUUCACAACCGUCUUUAGUAAUGAGCUUCAUUAUGUGGCGAAUGAGCUGAAUGGUAUUGUGGGAGGGAAGAACACCGUGGUUGCCAUUGCUAUAUGGUCUCAUUUCAGCACCUUCCCCUUGGAAGUGUAUAUCCGGAGGCUCAGGAACAUCCGUCGAGCAGUGGUCCAGCUCUUGGAUCGAAGCCCUAAGACUGUAGUAGUUAUCCGGACGGCCAAUGCCCAAGAGCUGGGGCCUGAGGUGAGCCUUUUCAACAGUGACUGGUACAACUUUCAGCUGGACACUGUCCUUCGGAAGAUGUUCUCAGGGGUUGGAGUAUAUCUCGUUGAUGCCUGGGAGAUGACUCAGGCCCAUUAUCUACCCCACAAGCUACAUCCUGAUGAAGUUAUUGUGAAGAACCAGCUAGACAUGUUCUUGUCCUUUGUGUGCCCCUUGGAGACCUAGCCUGCCCCAGAGGAGGCUGGAGGAAUCACUUUCAGUGACCUUUUCCAUCACUUGCAUUACAGAAGGUUUAUGGGUGGCCCCGUGGAGCGAUAACUAUCAUGGAUAUGUACAAAGUUUCAGAAAGUUUUAUACAAUGCCUUGUAAGGAGCUUAGAAAAUGCAGGUUACAUUAUGUCUACUUGUAGGAUAUUUUCUAGUCUCAACUUAGCCAUUACUAACAUUCACACACUGUAUUGUCCUUGUAACCAAAGAUGCAAAUAAGUGUGUUUGAACUGACUUCUCCUGGGAGGGGAGAUUACUGUGCUAAAGAGUGUGAAAAAUGCUGAGAGCUAAAUGGAAGGGACAAAUUUGCCUGGCAAUGGAGUGUUUGUAGCUUAUCUGACAAAGGAAAUUGAGCACAUCUGCAUGAACAGCACAGUUGGUCACUCUUCAGCCAGGUGAAUUAAUGAGGCUUAUGAUUGUGAUUCCUAUAACACAUUGAGGACUGCCAUGUUGCUGAGUUUCCCUUGAUCUUCCGCUUUUUCUGAAUUACUUGAAAAGACCAGUGUCCUUGCUCAGAAUUUCUAGUGAGAAUAUUUACAAUGUCCUGCUUUUACCUAGAAAAGAAGCAAAACGGAGAUAUGAAAACUGUGUGUAUGAAAUCUUGGUGUUCAACUGACAUUUGCAUUGGAUUGUUUUCCUUACUUAGGUCAACUAAAUUUUACAUUAUGAAUACUUACUCUAAAAUAACCACUUAAGGAACUGGAAGAGUGAAAUCUAUACAUGGAAAUUUAUUUUUGUGUUUUGAAGUUUG